UGGUGGAGCAGAGUGAGCUGGUAGCAAUAGUUUAAUGGAAUCAUCAAGACUCGUCCUUUGUUCUCAAUUUCCCCAUUAAAUAUAUUUCACUCAAUCAGUAUAACCCUAACUACCUCCACUUCACUCUCACUCCCAAACUUUUUCACCCACCACCAUCAAAAUUCAAUCCAGCAUACAUCAAUUUGGAAACAAAGACCUACAGUCUCAGCUAAUUUAGCUUGCGUAGCACCGCAAAAUUACUUCUUCAUGAUUGAAUUUGAUUGGCUGCAUUUUGCUUCAAGUUUCCUCGAAAAAGUGGAGUAACAUAUAGCGGUUUUGUGCAUUAAUAUUUGGGGGUUUAUUCUUUUCUUGGAUCAAUGUAAAUUAUUCACAUGGAGAAAAUGUGAGUGAGAUAACAGUAAAGUUACAGCUCAAUCUCAACAUCAAGUUGCAUUUUCGGAUCAUUCAUUGCUUAUUUACUUAUCUGUCUGAUUCGAUCUGCGAGGAUUUGUGGAGUAGGGAGGAAUUUGGGCAAAAUGAGGAAGGGGGAGUUGAAUGGUUGUGUCUUGAUCCUAAUGUUAUUAGGAGUUGUGGUGUGUGGGAAAGCAGAGGUAUAUAUUGUAACGAUAGAAGGCGAGCCUGUGAUAAGCUAUAGAGGUGGCGUUAAUGGGUACGAAGGCACUGCAGUUGAUUCUGAUUCUGAUGAGAAGAUUGAUGUCACCAGUGAUUUGGUCACGUCGUAUGCCAGCCAUCUAGAAAAGAGGCAUGAUAUGCUUCUCGGCAUGUUGUUUGAUGAAGGAACCUAUAAGAAACUCUAUAGUUACCGUCAUCUUUUAAAUGGAUUCGCAGUUCAUACUUCACCUGAGCAGGCAGAAAUACUUAGACGAGCGCCUGGAGUGAAGUCUGUGGAGAGAGAUUGGAAAGUGAGGAAACUCACGACCCACACCCCGCAAUUCUUGGGACUUCCAACGGGAGUGUGGCCGACUGGAGGCGGAUUUGACCGAGCUGGAGAGGAUAUUGUGAUCGGCUUUAUUGAUUCAGGAAUAUCUCCUCAUCAUCCGAGUUUCGCAACGCAUAAAACCGAUCCUUAUGGACCAAUUCCAAAGUAUAGAGGUAAAUGCGAGGUGGAUCCAGUCACAAAGAGAGACUUUUGUAACGGGAAGAUUGUUGGAGCUCAACAUUUUGCAGAAGCGGCUAAAGCCGCUGGUGCAUUCAAUGCAGAUGUUGAUUUUGAUUCUCCCCUUGAUGGGGAUGGACACGGAAGUCACACAGCAUCUAUUGCUGCGGGUAAUAAUGGGAUUCCGGUUCGGCUGCAUGGAUUUGAAUUUGGAAGAGCAAGUGGGAUGGCACCCCGAGCUAGAAUUGCCGUUUACAAAGCCCUAUAUAGAUUAUUCGGUGGAUUUGUUGCCGAUGUUGUUGCUGCCAUCGACCAGGCUGUUCACGAUGGUGUGGAUAUCUUGAACCUCUCGGUGGGCCCCAACAGUCCUCCAGCAGCUACGAAAACCACAUAUUUAAACCCUUUCGACGCUACCCUUCUUUCAGCAGUCAAAGCUGGAGUUUUUGUUGUACAAGCAGCCGGAAAUGGAGGUCCGUUCCCCAAAACCUUGCUAUCCUACAGCCCCUGGAUAGCAACUGUAGCUGCUGCAGUUGAUGAUCGAAGAUACAAGAAUCAUUUCACCAUGGGAAACGGGAAGAUUUUAGCCGGGCUUGGUUUAUCUCCUGCUACGCAUGCAAAUAGAACAUUCACCUUGGUUGCAGCUAACGACGUGCUGCUAGAUUCCUCUGUGGCCAAAUAUAGCCCUUCCGACUGCCAGCAUCCCGAAGUCUUGAACAAGAACUUGGUGAAGGGGAACAUUCUUCUAUGUGGUUAUUCUUUCAAUUUCGUUCUUGGCACUGCUUCAAUAAAGAAAGUCUCGGAGACUGCUAAGAGCCUCGGUGCAGUUGGCUUCGUCCUAGCAGUUGAAAAUGCUUCUCCAGGGACAAAAUUUGAUCCCGUCCCCGUUUCCAUUCCCGGGAUCCUCAUAACAGAUGUUACCAAGUCAGCGGAUCUCAUUGACUACUAUAAUGUGUCUACAUCUAGAGACUGGACGGGGCGAGUAAAGAGCUUUAAGGCAGUAGGAAGCAUCGGGGACGGUCUGAGGCCCAUACUCCACAAUUCAGCUCCGCAAGUAGCUCUGUUCUCUGCUCGAGGACCUAACAUCAAAGAUUACAGUUUUCAAGAUGCCGAUCUCUUGAAACCGGACAUUCUAGCCCCGGGCUCUCUAAUCUGGGCUGCUUGGGCCCAAAACGGAACCGAUGAGUCAAAUUACAUAGGCGAAGGAUUCGCGAUGAUAUCGGGAACUAGCAUGGCUGCCCCUCAUAUAGCAGGAAUAGCUGCUCUUUUGAAGCAGAAGUACCCUCACUGGAGCCCCGCUGCUAUCAAGUCGGCCUUAAUGACCACAUCGACAACCCUUGACCGGGCAGAGAGGCCUCUUCAAGCCCAACAGUAUUCCGGAUCCGAGACCAUGUCGCUCGUUCCUGCAACACCUUUUGACUAUGGAAGUGGACAUGUCAAUCCCCGAGCAGCUCUAGACCCCGGGCUGAUUUUCAAUGCAGGAUACGAAGACUACUUGGGAUUCAUGUGCACGACCCCAGGGAUCGAUGCUCACGAGAUCAUGAACUACACGCACACGCCCUGCAACUACACGCUCAGCCAUCCAUCGAACCUGAACACACCCUCAAUCGCGAUCUCACACCUUGUGGGAACCCAAACAGUGACGAGAACCGUGACGAACGUAGCAGAGCAGGAGACGUACGUCAUAUCAGCAAGGAUGUCCCCGGCAGUGGCAAUCGAGACCAGCCCUCCAGCAAUGACCCUAAGAACCGGCGCAUCAAGAAAGAUAUCCAUCACGCUCUCAGUCCGGUCAGUCACGGGGGGCUACAGCUUCGGCCAGGUCUUGCUCAAGGGAAGCCGGGGGCACAAGGUGAGGAUCCCCGUCGUGGCCAUGGGCUAUAACCGAUAGGGCGCGUGAUGUUGGGGUGUUUUUCGUCUCCGAAAAUAUAUAGAUGGGUCAUGUAUAGAUAAGUAGUACAAAGGGGGUAGAGACUUGUAGUCUUGCCCUUUAGUAUAAGUUUUGACAUUAGUGGUAUAUUAAGGUGGAAUGCCCAUCUUCUUCUUCUUCUUCACCAUGUAAGAAUGUGGCCUUGCUUUGGACAAAGGCUUUUGUAGGCUUGACAUCCUUUUUUAUGCUGUAUUUUUGAGUGGAUGUGUUGUAAUAAUACAACUAUUAAUUUUUGGA
Salvia hispanica is the source of this 3257-nucleotide messenger RNA. RefSeq names its product PA-domain containing subtilase family protein. Gene Ontology annotation, molecular function: serine-type endopeptidase activity. Lineage: Eukaryota; Viridiplantae; Streptophyta; Magnoliopsida; Lamiales; Lamiaceae. The record is from RefSeq and is a predicted model, not a curated record. Gene Ontology annotation, biological process: proteolysis.